AUGGAGAUCUGUUCACACCACAGCGCUUUACUGAGUAAUUAUGAGGUGCUGCAACUUCUCGAAGAAAUGCGAGAAAAACAACGAGAACAAGACCGACUGGAUCCGAAAAAUACCAAACAUGCAGAAAAUUUUCAAACGAUCCAGUUUGAGGUAAUUGAAUAUCUAAAAUCAGAUCAAUCGCCUGUUGACUCGCAAAAUGCUACACAAAUACAGUCCCUCCUUGAAGGAUUGAAAGACUAUCCAUUGACCAAAAUUGAAAAGCUGCAAAUCAUUAAUAUGCGUCCUACUUCUAUUAUUGAAUUACAUCUGAUAGAAGAACCAGAAGAUCGAGACUUGAUGGGAAAAUUUCCGGAAAUUUGUGAAUUGGUAAAGCUCCAUUUACCACGCAAGGACAAAAAUAGUGUGUCAGGCGUGAAUUUUGAUAUUGAAACGGUGCAGCAACAGCAGAAUAUCGAUAAUAAUGCUAUUAGUGAUAUUAAUAAUGUUGGGUUUCUUCAUAAUAUUGAGUUUGCUGGCAGCAGCAGCAGUAAUAAUAUUAUCAAUUUGCUUGGAAAUAUGCAUGAUUUUAUGGAAUUUUGCCUACGACAAUAUUUCAAGACUACUGGCUGGAAUGAAAACAAUCAAUAUUCCAAUUUAUGUGCUGCUUCAAGAGCCCUUUUGGAUUUCAAAACACCGUUUGGAUUUACCUUCACUUUAUCCAAAAUGCCGACACCUUUAUUCAAGUCCUCAUAUUGCAUGAAUGCUCUACCAACUUUAAGUGGCUCAAUUGGAUACUUGCUCACGUCUCGUCCGUUAUUAGUUGACCCGAGUGCAAGAGUUCCUUUUGAAGAAGUGGUUGAUCGGUUUAAUAUAUAUUAUUCCCCGCAAAAUUUAUCAAACAAUAAUGAUGAUCAAGACAACAGAGUGAAAAUAAAAGACUAUCUUUUGUUUGCUAGGAUGUAUAUUCCAACAACACGUCUCGAAGCUCUGUACUCGAAACGAUUCUCCCCUAACCUACAAUGUGUUGUGGCAGGAAUUAGUGAUUUGAAAUACAGGGCAGCCUCUCAUUUAACUGCUGAACUUCAUUAUGACGCGGAAAAAUGGUGCACAGAAUUUUCAUUCUCGACCGAAGGUGCGUUAUUUGGCAUAAAAGGGCUAUACAAUUUUACUGGAGACAACGGGAAAGACGAGUUAGAAGACGAAAGGAAACCAACAACCAUCGUAGAAUCAGAAACACCACAUUUUUUGGAUCGAGCAAAAACUGAUUCGAAUGACUACGAUAACGAAAAUGCUGAAGAAGAGGUAGAUGGAUUGAAAGGCCAGUGGUCAGUGGGUGCCGAAGUAUAUUACGGAGCAAGGGAGAGAAGUGGUGGAGAAGGGCGCAUUUAUUUAUUAGUCUUGAUUGACAUUUUGCUUUUCGAACUUACAGUCUCAACUGGAAUACGAUAUCGGACACUCCCACAGCAUCUCAACCAAUCACCGCUUACUGUGACCUAUCUUUUCAAUCCUAUAAUGGGGCAUAUGACAGCCGCUUUCGCAGCUCAAGUUUCUGAUGAUUUAGCGUUAUGUCCUAGAUUCUAUUUCAAUAUAUAUAGUUACGAAAGUGAUUUGACUAUUGGCUGCGAAUGGUGGCAACGGGAGAAAAUAAUCGAUAAUAACAGUGUGGAUAUAAAGCACAAAGAUGAGCACAAAGAUGAAGGAGUAUCUGAUAGUAAUCUUGUGUUCACAAAACCUAAAAGAGAAGUAUUGGGUGUAGUAAAGGCUACUAUUGGGACAUCUAAGGGUGUAAGUUUACUAUGGGAAGGUAGGUAUGGAAGAUCGUUGUUUAGCAUGGGAGUUGUCGCUGAUUUAACUUCACAUUCCUCGCCAAUACGGUCGUUAUCGAUAAAAAACACGUUUUCAAAUCGAAUAUUAACAAGCAGAAUUGCUACAUCAAAUAAUAAUCAAGGGUUGUCUCUACGUUGGCAGUCGUGGCUCAAACGUUCAGUAUUUCGAUUAUAG
Ambispora leptoticha is the source of this 1980-nucleotide messenger RNA. NCBI's taxonomy places the organism in Eukaryota, Fungi, Glomeromycota, Glomeromycetes, Archaeosporales, Ambisporaceae. The record is from the annotation of a GenBank genome assembly.